Cimex lectularius (bed bug) is the source of this 1553-nucleotide messenger RNA. RefSeq names its product protein CLP1 homolog (gene cbc). The transcript has 8 exons. Bases 169 to 1446 code for a protein of 425 amino acids. Gene Ontology annotation, biological process: tRNA splicing, via endonucleolytic cleavage and ligation. Gene Ontology annotation, molecular function: polynucleotide 5'-hydroxyl-kinase activity. Gene Ontology annotation, cellular component: nucleus; mRNA cleavage factor complex. Lineage: Eukaryota; Metazoa; Arthropoda; Insecta; Hemiptera; Cimicidae. The record is from RefSeq and is a predicted model, not a curated record.
GCUUUGACAACUGAGAUUAACCUUCACUAACCUUCCCUCGUUAGUUGAACACGAUCUUAGUCGUCCGUUAUUUUGUUCAUAUCAGUACUGACCGAUGAAUUUAAUUUGUGAAAUUUUUUUUAUUUAAUUGUUGUUUUUUCAUUUUUUACUUGAGUUUUAAAUUCUGCAAUGUCUGCUGACAAAGAUGAAGAGGUGCAGGAGUUUACCCUCGAAGCAGAUGCGGAACUUCGCUUCGAAGUCGAAAACAAAAACGAAACAGUAACAGUCGAGCUUAAAAGUGGAUAUGCAGAGAUAUUUGGAACUGAACUGGUCAAAGGGAAAUCUUAUACAUUCACUACCGGGGCCAUUCUUGCCAUUUUUACCUGGCAGGGUUGCACUCUGGAGUUCAGGGGUAGAAAAAAUAUAAGUUAUAUCGCAAGAGAGACACCGAUGAUGUUUUAUUUGAACUGUCAUGCUUGUUUGGAACAACUAAGAAUGAAAGCUGAAAAAGAAGAUGAAGUCAAAAGAGGACCGAUAACUAUGGUCGUUGGGCCGACUGAUGUCGGGAAGUCUACGAUAUGCCGAAUCCUUCUUAAUUAUGCCGUGAGAAUGGGCAGGACCCCUGUUUUUGUGGACCUGGAUGUUGGCCAAGGGCAAAUUUCUGUCCCUGGAUCAAUUGGUGCAGUUUUGGUAGAACGACCUGCUACAGUGGAAGAGGGUUUUUCACAACAGGCACCCCUCGUGUAUCACUUUGGUCAUACAACACCACAAAAAAACAUACAGACUAUGAAUCUCCUAGUGAGUAAAAUGUCCGAAGUUGUCCACGAAAGGCUGAAAGCGAAUAAGAAGGCAAAUGUUUCUGGUGUUAUCAUUAACACUUGUGGCUGGGUGAAAGGAGAAGGAUACAAACUACUUACUCAUGCGGCUCAGGCAUUUGAAGUGGACAUCAUCCUUGUUUUGGGCCAAGAGAAACUCUACAAUGAGCUAGUCAGAGACAUGCCUAAUUUUGUUAAAGUUGUUCUCUUGCCCAAAAGUGGAGGGGUUGUUGUGAGGACGAAAGAGUUCAGGUCCGAAGGAAGGGACAGCCAGGUGAGGCAGUACUUUUACGGGAAAAGGACAUCGCUCCACCCACACAGUUUUGACGUCAAGUGGUCCGAUCUGAAAAUAUACAAAAUCGGAGCACCGCCACUUCCAGACUCGUGCAUGCCAUUGGGAAUGAAAGCAGAGGAUAAUAUGACUAAGCUUGUACUGGUGCAACCUGGUCCGAGUCUGUUGCACCAUUUGCUCGCAGUUAGUUUUGCCUCGUCUCCGGAAGAUGACAUCAUAACAACAAAUAUUGCAGGAUACAUUUGUGUAACUAACGUUGAUGUUGAUAACCAAACGCUUACCGUCCUCUCACCGCAGCCGAGGCCACUACCAGAUACAUUGUUUAUUCUUAGUGAAGUACAAUUCAUGGACAGUCAUUAACUGUGUUGUUUUUAGUGAAAAACGUUGUAUAUGACUGUUUUUUGUGUAAAUAUUUUUUAAACUUUGCAAAGAUUGUUUUUGAAUUUAAUAAAACUUAAAGAGAAAUA